This is a messenger RNA of Protopolystoma xenopodis, 585 nucleotides long. Lineage: Eukaryota; Metazoa; Platyhelminthes; Monogenea; Polystomatidea; Polystomatidae. The record is from the annotation of a GenBank genome assembly.
UCUUCAUCAGCCCUUCUCUUGAACUUCUCUCGUAAUUAUCUCUCGAGGGAGACCAAUCUGCCCUCUCAUUUGGCUUGUCUGGGCGCUAGACAUGCAGUGGAGCAGACUCAGCUUGACGAAUAUCCUUUGCUUACCACUAAUUUGGCUGUGGAUCUUAGGGAUGGUGUCCGACUCGUUAAACUUGCUGAAGUAUUACUUUCCACUAACUGCUUGUCACGGACUCUUCGAAGCCCUGUUCAACUACCUGGCGAUUCUACAGCUCGAGAAAACUCCGAAGAAACCCAGGAUUCGUUUGAAGUGGGAACUACUGGCGUGUUACCUGGCAGCCUUAUGCUGUUGAUUCGAUUCCCCGCCAUUUCUCGUCUCCAAAAGAUUCAUAAUGUUUCAGUGGCACUACGUGCGUUUGCCGAACACUGCCAGCCGGCUUGCGUCAACCGAAAAUUGUCCCAUGGCCAUGAGUGGUACGAUAAAGAAGCAGCCGGUACUAUAUUUCUGGCUAACGGCAAGUUACGCAUAUUUGAAAUAUUUUUUAUUACGCUUUUUACUCUAUACGCUUCCUCAAUCCUUUUGCCUUAUCCAAAAUAA